Dissoconium aciculare CBS 342.82 is the source of this 739-nucleotide messenger RNA. RefSeq lists its product as uncharacterized. The transcript has a single exon. NCBI's taxonomy places the organism in Eukaryota, Fungi, Ascomycota, Dothideomycetes, Mycosphaerellales, Dissoconiaceae. The coding region runs from base 38 to 661 and encodes 207 amino acids. The record is from RefSeq and is a predicted model, not a curated record.
UUGCAGACGUGUCAGGAGCAUUUGGAACGACCUCAUCAUGCACUCGCCUAGGCUACGCAGGAAGCUCUUCCUUGACGUCGAGAAAGGCUCUCGGCCCAUAAGAGAAAAGCAGGUUUUCGACAAAGCAACACACAUCUGGCGCCCGCUCUUCUGUGCAGAUGUUCGGGACCAUGGUCGAGAUUGGCACAAGAGACAACGACGCGUCCAUCCUUGUGUUUUGAACCCUUUGAUCUUCCGUCAAGAACCCCCGGUGCCUGCCUCGCAGAAAUCAAGCAAGAGGGUGGGUCAGCGGUGCGAGUCGGUGUAUUUCCUCCGACGACCAGAUGUGGCGAGACUGUCCAGGCCCAGGGACCUCGGCGGCAGCAUCAUCGGCGAUAUGCUCGUCUGUCAGCCUCCUAUCAGUGAGGUCGAGGUCGAACUCCACUAUCAGGAGGUGGCGCUGCGUCCCAUGACUGAUAGGAAUAUGUGCUUGAGGUGGCAGGCCCGCAAGAGGUUCAAGGUCGUUAAUCAUUCGGGCACCCGGGUGGGCGAUAUUGCGCGCGAAUUAGUCGAUAUCAUGGGAGGCAUCUCCGAGGACUUCAAAUUGUCGGUUGUCGUGGAGAGUCAUCUGCGGAAGAAGAGCACUAUACGAAUGUCGGGUGCCUUAUUGGUCAGCCCUUAGGAGAUGGCUCGCAUGGGGGAUUUCGCGACGCCGGGCUUACUAGGUGACGCAUUACUGCACUACUGUGAACGAUAGCGA